This is a messenger RNA of Phyllotreta striolata, 1217 nucleotides long. Lineage: Eukaryota; Metazoa; Arthropoda; Insecta; Coleoptera; Chrysomelidae. The record is from the annotation of a GenBank genome assembly.
AUUCUAACCUUAAAUAAAUGUGAAAAUAAUAUUAAUAGAAAUGAAUUUAAAUAAAUUGAAUAUAAUUUGGAGAUGUUCGUUCUAUCCAAAACAAGCAAUUUUAAGUCCAAUAUCCAUUCAAAAAUGCGUUGUCUUAAGCAAAAGCACAAAUCGCUCCAAUAACGACAGCAGCAGCAGCAGCAGCAGUAGUUCUGACAGUGAUGAUGACAUUCAAACUAAAAAACCAACACCAGUAAGCAAAAAUGAAGAGACCAUUUCAAAAUUAAACAGUCUCUUACAACAACUUGUCCAGAAUGACAAAGUCGCCCAACCUUCCGCUUUAAAAUUGGCCAGACCGAAGGACAAACGGGUUCCCAAAGAACAGCGAGAAUCGAGGAAAAUCGAGAGUGUCGAAAAGAAACUGGUCAAAGCCGUAAAUGAUGUAGCCCAAGAUAUUGGUGGAGAUGUCAAGCAAACUGAGUCCGAAUUACUCUCCAAAUUACUCAGUCCCGUCCAGGACACGGAACCUUUAAAAAGCCUCAACGAGAUCGUUCAAGGCAUGAGAAUCGAAAGGGAGACGAAACCUACUGAAAGGUCGAAAGCAGAACAGAUCAGAAAUAUGUUGCAGAAUAUUAAAUCUACUCAGAAACCCAAUCAAACUAGGGUGUCGCCUCAAAGAAGCAGGCCUAGACAGCCAAUACUGAGAGAUCAAGCAUCUAUAAUGAAAGUGGACCUGUUAAGUUCCGCGCCUUUGGGGAUAUUCACCAAUAAGGAUUUAAAAGACAAGCGUUUAGAUACGUGGCAAAAGUUGUAUCAAAACGAAUUGAAAUUGGCCGUUACCCAUCCUCCGGCUAAUUAUUUCCAAGAGAUGAUCCUGUGGACGGAACAAGGGAAAUUGUGGAAGUUUCCUAUCGAUAACGAACAGGGUCUAGAAGACGAAAAGAAGGUCGAUUUCUCCAAACACAUUUUCCUGGAAGAGCACCUGGAGCCCUGGUGUCCGCAGAGAGGACCCAUCAGACACUACAUGGAACUAGUUUGCGUGGGUCUUUCCAAGAACCCCUACAUAACAGUAGACGCCAAAAUCGAGCACAUCAUGUGGUACAAGAACUAUUUCGACGAGAAGAAGAAGCUACUGAAAGAAAUCGGCGCCAUACCCACAGAAACCAAUAAACCGGAGAAACAACCGGAAGAACACUAAGUUAAUUCCCCGUAGUUAUAUUCGCACGAUUUAAAUAAAU